Anopheles stephensi (Asian malaria mosquito) is the source of this 2108-nucleotide messenger RNA. Its product is annotated as E3 ubiquitin-protein ligase arkadia-B-like. Lineage: Eukaryota; Metazoa; Arthropoda; Insecta; Diptera; Culicidae. Bases 221 to 1687 code for a protein of 488 amino acids. The record is from RefSeq and is a predicted model, not a curated record. The transcript has 2 exons.
UCUUUGAAGCAUUCCUUUGCGGUCAGUGUUUGAAGGCAGGUCGUUCAUAAGGCGUCCUCCCCGCGGAAAGUCACCGAGCCAGCCACAGAACGGUGCGAUUAAUAAGCGGAAGCAGCUUGUGAAGUGUUGUGUUGUGAGCGUGGUGAUACUUAGAAAGUGCAAACGGGGAGAACAGCUUUUCACCCAUCAAAAGCGUGCAGUGUGGAGUAAAGCUGACGAAAUGGCCGUUAAACUGGUAGCCUCGCUGUUGCUGCUCACGGUAGCCGUCCUUGCCAGCAAAGAUGCCAGCAAACCGGUCGACAGCGUGGCCAUUGCCAGCACCCCGAAGAACCAGCAGCCGUCCGCACCGUCCAAACCGCCAGCCACGGUGACGAAGAAAGCACCGCACGGUAAGCGAGAGGUGGCCAGCUACGGACUACCUCAUCACACGCACAAUCGCUACUCGUUCGCGGCGCAUUCGCAACCGCUGACCGAGUUCUACGCACCAGCCACCAGCCACGGAUCGUACAGUUACAGCAUCCCGCAGCAUUCUUCUUCCUUCUCAUCGAUGCACGUGCCGGCAUCGUUCGGGCCGCACAAGCUCUACCUUGGCUCUGCCCCAUCCCUCACCAGCUUCAAGUACACGCCCAGUGUGGCCUCGUCGCAUAGCUUCUUCGCGCCCUCGCUUGGCCACCACGCUCCGCACCAAUCGUUCGGAGGGUUUGGCGAUGCGGGAAGCUUCAAGUAUGGAAGCUACGGUUCCAAGGAUCUAUCCGACCUGCUGAAACAGCUCCACUCGGUCGGUCCGCUUACGAUUAAGGCUAUCCCGAGCAGCUACGCGUACGGAGCUCCAUUCGGCGAGCAGCACGACACUGGCAACAGCCCGCCGGUAGUGUUCGAAAACAACGCUUUCCAUCUGAAACCGUUGACUCUGAAGGUGCACGAGGUGCCAAGCUUUUCCCACUCGUCGAACGGUCUGCCGCAUGCCGCGGCACUCACUGCCCCAACCGGUCCUACCUCAACGUCCUCCUCGUACGGCCACGUAGCGCACUCGCUCGGGUACGAACCUUCGUACGCGAACGGUGUUAAGGGACUCCGUCACUACUCCACUCCGAAUGUCCCGGCAGGCGAUCUCUACUCGGGCAACAAGUACAUCUCCACGUUGAAUCUGCAUCAGCCCACCACCGCCACCAUGGUUUCGCCGCUGCACACCUCCGUCCACUCAACGGUCGGUCACCAGAAGCCCUUCAAACCUUCGACCUACCUCGGUUCCACGCACGAAACUGUCUCCUCGCCAUCGAACUCCCACACCGGCUCGUAUCUGGCUCCUUCGCUGCAGUAUCUGCCCCCGGUCAGCAAAGGAUCACAGUACCCGCACAAGCUGAGCUACGAUUCGCCGGCCAAGCAUGGUUACCUUCCUCCGCCACCACCACCACCACCCUCCACCAAUGCGUACCUACCGCCGCUCAACAAACCCGCCCAUGGAUAUCUUCCACCGGUGUCGAGCGGCAGCACCAGCUACAUCUCCCACACAUCCGGUUCCGGUUCUGCACCAUCGUCGUCCGGUUCGCACGAGGACACCGGCCGGAAGCCACAGCUUCACCACCAUUCCGACCAUUCUGGCGAAAGUCUCGAGUAUAGUGGGGCGACCGCAUCCGUCCCAACGCCGCCAUCGUCCGUUACGUCGUCGCAUCACUGGCAGCACUAGUCCGUAACUAGUUUAAGCUCCUGCUCGGUCGUUCUGGGCAUGUGCGCCGAUUUGUUUCCGACCAUACGGACAUCAUGGACGUGAUCGGGUUUCCGGUGUGCCUUUUCCCCAGUUUCCCCUCAACAAUUACCAAUAGGGGGGAUGUAUCAACAAAAGAAAAAGAGGAGAGAAAAGGCAUUCGUGGCGUAUUGGAAACAUAAUGGACUAAAACGAGCCUGGCGGGAGCGAUAGAGUGUACGAUACGCUAACUUAUAUGUGUUAAUUAUAUUUAAAAGCAAAGUCUGUACAGUGUGACACCGGUUAUUACAAAAAAAAAAAAAACCACCCAAUGACUCCUGCACGGUGGCCACGUGCUUCAUUAGUGCUCGCAUUAGCAAGCGAGCGAACUUAUUAAAUAAAACAUAAACAAACAAACACAUAA